AUGGCCACCACCGCCCGGCAGCCUAAGCCCCAGAGGAAAGGUGCCCCCGAGCCAGCUCGUCGACAACAACAAGCCUGGACUGGAGCCCGCGCUUCCCCCACCUUUUCUCCUUCUACCACACCCCAGCCACCGGCCUCUUUCCCUCCUUUGAACGGUUCCGCACCCCAAGACCGGGUUCUCCAGUCGCUUGCUGGUCUCACUGGAACAACGAUAACACUUUCCACCAAGACCAAUGCCCGUUACGAGGGUGUAAUUGCGUCAACGAGCAACGAAGGGGAUACCACUGGUGUUACUCUUCGCGACGUCAAGGAGCUCACUGCUCCAGGCGGCCCUUUGAAAGACACUCUUUUUAUUGCGGCCACCAACAUCAACGACUGGUCUUCCGGCCCAGCGGAUGCAAAGGCUACAAACGGCGACUCGUUUAGGACCGACACCGACAUCAGCCAGAAGAAAGGUGCCCCACGAGAACGGGAGCUACAAGCAUGGCAGCCUUCAACCGACGUCGGUCCAAACGCGAAUGCCGGCGGACUUGGCGGUGAUGACGAAACAUUCGGCGCAGGCUCGACUUCCAAAGGCAACUGGGACCAAUUCAACGCUAACGAGAAACUCUUCGGUGUCAAGACCAGCUUUGACGAGGAUGUCUACACGACAAAACUUGACCGAAAUGCCCCGGAUUUCAAGGAGCGAGAGCGCAAGGCCCAACGUAUCGCAAAUGAGAUUCAGAUGACGGGUACUAACAAUCCACAUAUAGCCGAAGAGCGGAACCAGAACAGCGUUGACGAUAGUGGUCUCAACGAGGAGGACAAAUAUGGUGCCGUCGUCAGAGGCGCAAAUGCUUACGUACCCCCUGGAGCAAGGAAACCAGACGGAGCAAAAUCAGAUGUCCCGAAAGUCUCCGUCAACGGGCCUGACGGUACUUCGGUGGCUAAUCCCUCUAAAUCUCCCUCUCCCGCUCCUUCUGGUGCCAAGCCUGACCCUGUCACCGCAUUUAGCGACUUUGUUACUGAUGAAAAACGGCGGCUUCAGCAGAAACGACAAGCCCUGGUCAAGAACGACAUGGACAAGCGGAUGGCAGAUCUUGUUAAGUUUAGUGAAAGCUUCAAGCUUAACAAACCUAUUCCCGACGACCUGGUUCCCAUUUUGACCAAAGAUGCGGACAAGCAGCGUCAGAUUAAGGAAAAGUCGACCAAGGAUGCCAAUGCGCCACAUGCCAGAAAUAUUGGAGCUUCUUCAUCCUCGACAACUGCGCCUGGAGCCCCCCGUGGCGCUGCUCCCGCCUUGGCAGCCAAGAUUGCACCGAGCAAAGGCCCGACCGCCAAACCGUCACCCGCCGUUGUUCCGAAAGCCACCCCCGCAAAUGCCAAACCUCCGACUCAACCUAGUCCUCGCUUGGCCCCAACAGGGAAACCCGCAAUUCCAAUGGUCAUUCAGAGCAUUCCACCAUUCAAAGGCAACAAGACACGCCAGUCUUCCCAGCCAACCACCUCCAAUGGCGCUACAUCCAGCCCCAGACCACCAAACAUGACAACAUCAGCAACGACAUCAGCUCUCUCGUCAGGUGCUCCUCCUUCACCAAGCACAGCUGCAGCUCGUCAACUAAAUGCGCAAGCUACGUCGUUCAAGCCCACUCCCAAGGGUGCUCCAUCGGCUUCGGUCUCUCCAAAACCUAAGAACGAGGCCCCAACCGCUCCCAAUCCCUUCUUCGGCUCUCGACCAAUCAAGAAAAACACUGCUGCUCAUAUCAAAGACGAUUUCAACCCGUUCAAGCACAACAAAGUCGCCGAAGCAGCCCAAGUUUCUGCGAUGUGGCCUUACAAUGGGAAGCGAUAUAUGCUCAUGUUCCCUCAACAGCCACCUCAGCCUCAUCCACACCAACCCCCACCACAAAUGCCACCACCGAAUGCUGCCCCGAUGCCUGUCCCGCCCCCUCCUCCAUAUGCAGAGGAGGAACCUGCUGCUGCUGCUGCCCGCGGUUACGUCUACUAUCCGUAUUACCCUGGUCAGAUGCUUCCACCUGGAAUGGUGCCCCAACCUGGACCACCUUACAUGCAAUAUAUGCAACCCAUGCCUUAUCCGCCAGGCAUGCCUCCACCUCCAAAUGCAAUGUAUGCUUCACCAAGUAUGGGACAAAUGCCGCCUCCCCCGCAAGUCUACAUGCAGCCACCACCGCCUGGCGCAUAUCCUCCGCCGAAUGGUGCUGGUCCUCGUCCCUCAAUGCCGCCAACUCCUAUUCCUCCCCACCCAUACUACCAACAAAGCCCGCAACUUGGUCACGCUGUAGCAUAUCCGAUGAUGAUGCAACAACCACCCACAGGUCCAGUCCAUGGGUACGAGGCUGCACAAGGACAGAUGGGCCAGCAUUCGUAG
Mycena indigotica is the source of this 2367-nucleotide messenger RNA. RefSeq names its product LsmAD domain-containing protein. Gene Ontology annotation, biological process: cytoplasmic stress granule assembly. The transcript is spliced from 14 exons. Lineage: Eukaryota; Fungi; Basidiomycota; Agaricomycetes; Agaricales; Mycenaceae. The record is from RefSeq and is a predicted model, not a curated record. Gene Ontology annotation, molecular function: RNA binding. Gene Ontology annotation, cellular component: cytoplasmic stress granule. Bases 1 to 2367 code for a protein of 788 amino acids.